AUGUUACGCUCGUUCUCAGUGAACCCACGACUUUCGCAGAUUCGCGCCAUUCGCGCCCGAGUUCUGAACCGUGCGGUUGAGCCUGCUUCGAGCCGGGAAUCGGGAUACACAUACAGCUGCUACGAAAAGUUUUGUCGGCCUUUGAGCUUGCCGCCCGGCGCAACCGAAACUGACAUUAGGGAUGCUUUCCGCAUCAAGUUCCCGGAGAUUUGGGACCUGGAGAGUGCCCUGAUUCAGGUCUAUGAUGCCCAGCUUGAUGCGUACCUUGACUGGGAUAAGGACACUGUUAUUUACGAAAAAUCAAAAAUUAAAGUAAUUCGGUUAGAAAGCAACCCCAAUGAAGCUUCACUAUCAUGCCAACCAAGCACUAGUGCGACCAGUGUGGACAAUCCCGAGAUGUCACCUAUGUUGUCAGCACAACAGGAACUGAAGAAGCUUGAUCCGACAACAUACGUGUUUCCAAAAGCACCAGCAGACAUAGCCAUCCGGCUCAGCACACUCGGUGAAAAGUCACUGGUACCCACGAGCCUCAGGAACAGAAUAAUUGAGUGGCUGUGUCACGACCUCUUCCGAUAUACACUUUAUCCCCAGCGCCUGUACGUUGAAGCGGCCAGGCAGCUUGUGAUACAACAUCGUGUACUGCGUGACAGAGUGGGCAACGGCUAUGUCAAGUUUGAGCGGAGCAAGAUUGAAGAUGUGGGUGUUGUUCAAGAGAACCGAACAAAAUUUGGAAGGAAGCACGCAGAGUCUGACACAUGCAACGAUGACAACAACAACUGUGCGAAAAGGAUCAGUCGCAGGCCAGGGAAUCUGGCAGCCAUGGUUGAAGAUGAAUUGAGCAUCAAAGCACACAUUGACUCCAUGCAGAAAGAGAUGGCAAAAGCCAGUCCUGACACUGAGAAAGUCAGGGACUCAAUGGAACGAACAUUUGAUGCUCGUCGAAAGUGGAUUGCCGGAGAGUGCCCCUCAGCAGCAGAUAUUUUUGAGACAUAUCCUGCACUGGGGGCGGUGGAGGAAGUCUUCCUGGAAUUUCAAAGAAUCAAUGGUGUGCACCCUCGGCAGCUGGAGACAAUUGCAGAGCGAUACAUGGUGUCACUUCUGACAUUGGCGGGAAAAAAAGUUGAAACAUUCAGCAUGGAGCUGCUGACCAAGGCCGAAACUGUCCCCGAUGGAGGCUGGAUGAAAACUUUGGCUUUUCUGCUCACACUGCCCAGGAUGGUCAAAGAACGGCCAUCUUUCCUGAGAAGCUCGGCACCAUGGUUCGCUGCAUAUCCACUUGUUCUGUGGACCGACAACAUCGAGGAACUCGGCCAGUGUGCCAUCCAAGUGGAAAACCAGAUCAUAAAGGCAGAGAACCCAGCGCAGGCAGUCAUUGCUGCAUUCUGCUUGCAUUGGGUGUUGAACUUUGUGUAUGAGCCAGCAUCCAGGGCAUUCUACACAACUCUGGAGCACUUGCUUAGCAUUACUAACACCAAACCGACAGGCAUGGUCGUAAGGCUGCUCUCGAACCUGGAAAAGGUAGCAUGAAACUGGAAUAAACCAUAGAAAGGUUAAUAAAAAG
Molecule: messenger RNA, 1561 nt
Organism: Ixodes scapularis (black-legged tick)
Lineage: Eukaryota; Metazoa; Arthropoda; Arachnida; Ixodida; Ixodidae
Exons: 10
Coding region: 1-1527 (508 amino acids)
Source: RefSeq, a predicted model, not a curated record